AUGGGGGAAGGACAUCCUGCAUCUCUACUUGAUUUGACACAGACCGUGUGUGUAGGAUGCCACUGCCUCAUCCGUGACAAGUACCUGCUUAGCGUCAUUGAUGGCCUAUGGCACGAGCAAUGCGUCCGGUGCGUGGCGUGUGGCGACCCGCUCAAGAACACAUGCUUUCUCCGGAACCAGAAACUUUACUGCAAGCGCGACUAUGUCAAUCUGUUUGCAGUGAGGUGUGGUGGCUGUGCAGAGGCCAUCUCCCCUGCAGAGCUGGUGAUGCAUGCUGGAGCUGCAGUGUUCCACCUGGCCUGUUUUAACUGCAGUCUCUGUUCCUGUCUUCUGCGGACUGGAGACUGCUGUGUCCUCAGGGAAGGACGGUUGCUCUGUGCUAGAGACUACAACCAGGAAGUGGACAGACCCACCUCAUCAGACUCAGGUGAAAGUGAUGAUGAGGAGGAGGAGGAGGAGGAGGAGGAGAAAGGGGAUGAGGGCAGUGUGAAGGCUUCAGGCAGACGUGGCGGCGGAGCAGACGACCCUGAACACAAACGACCCAAACGUCCACGCACCAUUCUGACCACCCACCAGAGACGGGCCUUCAAAGCAUCCUUCGAAGUCUCCUCCAAGCCCUGCCGGAAGGUAAGAGAGACCUUGGCAGCGGAGACCGGUCUGAGCGUGAGAGUCGUGCAGGUCUGGUUCCAAAACCAAAGAGCCAAGAUGAAGAAACUGGCAAGAAGGCAGCAACAGCAGCAGCAACAAGAGCAGCAUGAACAGCCAGCACAUCACACUGCGCCCUCCUGUGGUAGUCUGACCUCUGACCUGAACCCUCUGAGUUUGUACCACCACCCCCAGCACCACCACCCCAGCCUCCAGCAGAUGCAGGCCCUGGCCCAGGCCACCUCCUUGGGGGUGCAGGAAUAUGACAUGGAACCCUUUAGACAGGGACUCACCCCUCCACAGAUGCCCGGGGACCACAUGCACCCCUACGGCUGCAAGGACCUUUAUGUGGAGAUGGAUGGGAACCCUCUCUGUAACCUAGGUGACGGAGACUGCCUGUCUUUGUGUGACUCAUCCCUGGCCACGCCUAUCGACCACCUUUACUCCAUGCAAGAUUCCUACUUCACCUGAGUCUGGAGGCUCAGAUCCAGGAGAAGGGGGCUUCUCCCUCACACCCUCCGUCCAGACUCUCCCCUCCACGGGCACAGCGACCCCACACUGUACCACUGAGGACGGACUCAAUUCCAAGUGGACCCUCUGUACAAGUGUGUGUUUUACGUGAAGUUCAGAAAAUAAUGUAUUGUAUAACUGUAAAUAACUAUCUUGGCUAUUAUUUGUAUUUAUUACAUUUUGUGUGUGUGAUCUAC
Molecule: messenger RNA, 1352 nt
Organism: Salmo salar (Atlantic salmon)
Lineage: Eukaryota; Metazoa; Chordata; Actinopteri; Salmoniformes; Salmonidae
Source: RefSeq, a predicted model, not a curated record